Molecule: messenger RNA, 525 nt
Organism: Lachnellula hyalina
Lineage: Eukaryota; Fungi; Ascomycota; Leotiomycetes; Helotiales; Lachnaceae
Product: Carboxypeptidase Y inhibitor
Exons: 2
Coding region: 1-525 (174 amino acids)
Biological process (GO): regulation of Ras protein signal transduction; regulation of proteolysis
Molecular function (GO): phospholipid binding; peptidase inhibitor activity
Source: RefSeq, a predicted model, not a curated record
AUGCCUACCAACGCUAUCGUCAAACGCAUCCUUGAUGUGGUCGAGAAGGACGAGUCCAAGGUGCUGGGCGUUAUUGUCAACGCCAAGGCAAUUACAACAAAACAAUAUAUUCCCCGCGCUGAGGCUCAGUCUGCCCCUGGGAUCUCAUAUGCUGUUCCCGACCCUUCGGCAACAUACCUCGUCGUUGCCCUUGAUCUCGACGCUCCUUUCCCUUCUUUUGGCGUUCUUGGUCCAAUCCUCCACUGGAUCCAACCGGGCUUUAAAGCAGGUCCUGACAAUACCUUGACCUCCAGCGAGCCUUUUGUUGCCAACUACAUUGGCCCUGCCCCGCCUCCAGGAAGCGCUCCUCACCGCUAUUCUUUCUUUCUGUUCGAGCAGCCCGAUGGUUUUGACGGCAAAAAGUAUGCUCCGGCAGAUGGUAAACCUCUUGGCAACUUGCAUCGAAUGCGCUACAAUCUGGACAGCUGGCAGAAAGAAGCCAAGCUCGGUGAACCUCUUGCAGCCAACUACUUCUUGAGCAACUAA